Messenger RNA from Trichomonas vaginalis G3, 744 nucleotides. RefSeq names its product nerve growth factor signaling pathway. The coding region runs from base 1 to 744 and encodes 247 amino acids. Lineage: Eukaryota; Parabasalia; Trichomonadida; Trichomonadidae. The transcript has a single exon. The record is from RefSeq and is a predicted model, not a curated record.
AUGAUUUCGAAAAAACUUGGAAUUGACAUUCUUCAAGGAAUAUUUAGCAGUGCUGAACUUACACUCGAGAGCGAAGAUUCAUUAGCAAAUUUCAUCGCUUCUCUAACACAAGAAUGCAAUGAUUUCUAUCAAUUGAUCGAAAACAUUCAUUUUGAAUUUUGUAAUGAAAACAUUAUUAAAAAGAUCAAAGAUCUAGCAAAUUCAAAUAAUUACCAAAAUAUUGUAAACUCACUUUCAGACUCAUUAAUUCGAUCAAGAAACCAUAGCACAAAGGACAGAAGUAAAGAGAUUCCUAUUAAAACAAACUAUUUUGAAAGUGGAAAUGUUGAAAUGUCUGCCUCAUCUGUAGGUUAUGCAUCCAUUGAUGUAAUUAACAAAUAUAGAAAAGAUACUUGUUUCGAAUCUAAUAAUGAGCCAAAUUCAUGGGUUCAGUGGAAAUUAAAGCAAAACUAUUCAAUUCAACCUACUGAAUAUAUUGUACGAACAAAUCCGCCGGGAGGAAAUUUUUUCAAUUGCCGUCUUCAGAGUUGGAAAAUUGAAGGUAUAACAAUUAAUGGAGAAACUAAAGUAAUUCAUGAAAUAAAUAAUUCACCACUAUCUAAUGGAGAAAUACGGAAAUAUUCACUUAAUACAGAAGAUAAAUUUAUAUCAUUCAAAUUAACACAAACAGGCAAAAACUGUGACAAAAAUGAUCAUUUACGCCUGGAUGUAUUUGAUUUUUCAGGCAAAGUUUAUCAAAAAUAA